Adineta ricciae is the source of this 1536-nucleotide messenger RNA. Lineage: Eukaryota; Metazoa; Rotifera; Eurotatoria; Adinetida; Adinetidae. The record is from the annotation of a GenBank genome assembly.
AUGACGGCUGACAGAGCAGCUGAAACUCCACAACAGGAACAAGAGCGACGCGAAAAAGAUCGAGCACGACAUGCCGGUGCUAGAGCAGCUGAAACACCACAACAGACACGAAGUCGUAGUGAACUUCAACGUACAAGACAAGCAGCUGUAAGAACCGCACAAUGGACAUUUUUGGAGGGGGAAGCAUUUAGAUAUGAUCCAACAAAAGUUUAUGAUAGUCAUCCACAGCUCUGUAUAGGACGAAUGAUAAAACAUUGUCUACAUUGCAACGCGCUCAAAUGGCCUGGAGAAGCACCAGGUAUGUGUUGCUCCAAUGGUAAAGUGAAGCUACCAGCACUUAAGACGCCUCCUGAACCACUAGAGUCACUCACAUCAGGACGAUUGGCUGAGUCAAAGCACUUCCUGGAGAACAUCAGAAGAUACAACUCAUGCUUUCAGAUGACGUCCUUUGGUGUGUCAAAAGAAGUGAUUCAACCGGGUUAUAUGCCAACGUUCAAGGUUCAAGGCCAAGUAUACCAUCGUGUUGGAUCUCUCUUGGCAUCAUCUGAUGAAGAACCUAAAUUCCUUCAAAUUUAUUUUAUGGGCGAUGAACGUAAACAAGCAGAACGACGUUACAAUACUAAUCCUGGGACCCGGAGAAGUAUCAUCAUCAAAUUACAAGAAAUGCUUCAUCAACAUAACAGUUAUGUUCGUCUUUUCAAGACUGCUAUCGAAAGAAUGCCUACCGAUGAGCACAAGGUGGUCAUUAGAGCGGAUAAAACACCUGCUGGAGAGCAUGCACGGCGUUUCAAUGAAUCAUUAGUAGAUGAGGUGGCAGUGGUUAUGGUUGGCAGUGAAUUUAGUACACGGGAUAUUGUAUUGGAGAAGAAAAAUAGUCAAUUGAAAACCGUGUGUGAGACGAAUAGGGCCUACGACGCCUUACAGUAUCCUCUUAUUUUCUGGGAGGGAGAAGACGGCUAUCACUUCACCAACAAGCAGGUUGAUCCGACAACAGGAGAAACCAUGCUCCAUAAAAAAGUAUCAGCUAUGGCCUUUUAUGCUUACAGAAUAAUGGUGCGAAAUGCAGAAGUCAAUCAUAUUCUACGAUGUCGACAAUUAUUCCAUCAAUUCAUAGUUGAUAUGUACGCUAAGAUCGAAGCCGAACGAUUACUUUUUGUGCGUACUCAUCAACAAGAGCUUAGAGUUGAUGACUAUAUUCAUCUGAAAGACGCCAUAGCAAAUGAUGGAAAGGCUGAUAAUAUUGGUCAAUUGGUAAUACUACCAUCUACUUUCACAGGAAGUCCACGCCAUAUGCAUGAGUACACACAAGAUGCCAUGACAUAUGUUAGAAACUAUGGAAGGCCUGAUCUCUUCUUAACAUUCACCUGCAAUCCGAAGUGGGAGGAAAUUAAGAGAGAACUGAUGGAUGAUCAAACUCAUUCCGAUCGUCAUGAUGUGUUGGCAAGAGUCUUCAAACAAAAGCUAACUGUGCUGAUGAAUAUUAUCACAAAAAACACAUGUGUUUGGUCCACCCAGAUGUUGGAUGUAUUCAAUUGA